CCUAUAGAAGGGUUACAGGGAGACAGAGAGAUUGAGAGAGAGAGAGAGGGGGAGAGACCGCUGGUGCUCAACUGACUCGACUCGAGUUCAACUCGGUCUUGCCUCUGGUCUGGGAAAAUGGAGAGCUCACAAAACCCCAGUUUAAAACACCCAGUUCCCGCCGACGAAUCCCAGCUCGACCUUUACACCAUCCCUACCCACUCCAGCUGGUUCUCCUGGGACGACGUUCACGAAACCGAGAAACUCCAUCUACGAGAUUUCUUCGAUGGAAGUUCAAUCACCAGAACACCCAAAAUCUACAAAGAGUACAGAGAUUUCAUUAUCUCCAAGUACAGAGAAGAUCCUUCCAGACGGCUUACCUUCUCGGAGGUGCGUAAAUCGCUUGUCGGCGACAUCGGUUUGCUUCACAAGGUGUUCUUGUUUCUGGAGAAGUGGGGCUUGAUUAAUUUUGGUGCACCUGCGAGUGAGGAGGAUUUGGGAGAAGAGGAGAGUCAGGGGAGGUGGAGGGUUAGGGUUGAGGAGGGGGCUCCUAAUGGAGUCCGUGUCGUGGCGGUUCCGAAUUCGUUGAAGCCUGUUACGGUGCCGCCGAGUGGGAGUGAUAAUGGUGGUGAAGUGGUGGAGAAUGGAUUCAAAUUGGCUCCCCUGGCGUCUUAUAGAGAUGUGUACAGCGAGCAGAAGGAGACGCUAUGUAUGAAUUGCAAAGAUCGUUGCGAGUCAGGACAUUAUGAAUGCAAAAAGGAGGGAAGCUUCAUAAUUUGUGUGAAGUGCUUUAAGAAUGGAAAUUAUGGGGAGAACAGGUCUGUGGAUGAUUUCAAGUUCAUUGACUGCACUCCAGACAGUGGGAAUCAUGCAGCUGUUUGGACUGAAGCAGAAACUUUGCUUCUUUUAGAAUCUGUCUUGAAGCACGGAGAUGACUGGGAUCUUGUGGCCAAAAAUGUUAAAACUAAGAGUAAAGUGGAUUGUAUUUCAAAGCUGAUACAACUGCCUUUUGGGGACCUAAUGUUGGGAUCCACCCACAGAAGUGGUAGAUUGUGGGAUAAUGAUGGCAACCUGAGUAGUGUCAAACAAGGACAAAUAGCUUCACCAGAGUCUCAUUCUCAAGAGAAUAUCAGGACAGAGGAUCAAUUUCAUGGUGUUAAGAAUGAGAGCAAGCAGAAUGGAGAUACUGAGAACCAAGUUCCUCCUCUAAAGAGAGCAUGCACUACUUCGCCUUCAGAUACAGGCAGUUCACUGAUGAAACAGGUAGCUCUCAUCUCUUCUAUGGUUGACCCAGAUAUUGCAGCUUCUGCUGCUGAGGCUGCUGUUACGGCACUUUGUGAUGAAAAUCAAUGUACAAGAGAGAUAUUUGAUGGUGAUGGUUAUGGUGAUGGUGAUGAAGAUGAGGAGUUAGGAUCUUCCCCCCAAAAUAACAAGAAACAGAGAGUCCUCCAGGUUGAUGGUUCAGAGAUUGAGGAAAGGUCCACUGAAUUAGAUUCUCAGGCAACAUCCUCUGAAAAGAAUGCUAUACCUUUAACUUUUCGAAUGAGAGCUGCAACAGCAACAGCUCUUGGUGCUGCUGCUGCGCGUGCCAAGCUAUUGGCAGAUCAGGAAGACCGGGAAAUAGAAUGUUUAGUGGCAACCAUUGUCGAAACACAGUUGAAGAAGUUGCAACGCAAAAUCAAGCAUUUUGAUGAUCUAGAGCUUAUAAUGGAGAAGGAAUACGCCCAACUGGAGGAUAUAAAAGAGUCUAUGAUAGUGGAGCGGAUGAAUGUUUUACAUAGAGUAUUCAAUGCAGGGGCAUCUAGAUGGAAGGAUCAAACUUCUGUAAAACCACCUCAGACGGGUAGUGUACUUUGAUUGAGUCUGACUUGAAAAUUCUGGUUCUUUUAGAUGUUUAUUAUGUUAGGAAAAGAAAAAGGGAGAUCCAAAAAGAGGAGAUCCAGCAUAAACUUGCUGGGCUUCUAGUGUAUGUAACAUGUUUAGUUCUUCAUUCUCGAGUGGACAGAACUUGCUUUUGGAUGUCAAUCCAUUUGAGAACCGCUGUGGAUGAUUCUUGUCCUUGCUAAUGGUUAUAUUUCAAGAUGUUAUGCUCUUCCAUGUA
Camellia sinensis is the source of this 2080-nucleotide messenger RNA. It is a transcript of the gene SWI3A, whose product is annotated as SWITCH/sucrose nonfermenting 3A. NCBI's taxonomy places the organism in Eukaryota, Viridiplantae, Streptophyta, Magnoliopsida, Ericales, Theaceae. The record is from RefSeq and is a predicted model, not a curated record. Gene Ontology annotation, molecular function: zinc ion binding; protein binding.